Messenger RNA from Cydia amplana, 581 nucleotides. RefSeq lists its product as uncharacterized. The record is from RefSeq and is a predicted model, not a curated record. The coding region runs from base 1 to 555 and encodes 184 amino acids. Lineage: Eukaryota; Metazoa; Arthropoda; Insecta; Lepidoptera; Tortricidae. The transcript has a single exon.
AUGUUCCAUCUACGACUUAUAAGUGCAAUCUGCAUAUUCGCUGUGUUCCAACAUGUUGUGGCCGACGCAGUGUCAGAAGAAUGCCGAACGACCUACAACAACGAACUAAGCAACGACUUUUUAGAAGGCGUUUGGUACGAAGUCGCAAAAUAUGCUUACUUCGGCUUGUUGCCUUCUACCUCAUGCGGGAAUAAUACAAUCUAUAAAGCUACCGACGAGAGACUAGCAGCUUUUGAAUUAGCAUACGGUGUUACGAUAUCACGAGAAGAUAACCCUGUGCUUAUAAACUACUCAGAGUAUUCGCUAAAUCUGCUCACUGGGAACAUCGAAGCUAAGGAUCAUUAUACACAGCCUGGGUUCGCUCUAACGCAGGCGGUAUGGAACUACAGGCGGCUGACUGACGAUUUCAUUAUGGUGUGGCAGUGCGCUCUGCGCGGUACGACCAUCUGGGUACAUUCGCGUAUAAACCAUCCGAGUGAUGAGGAGAUAGCGGCGGCGACCACUGACGUUCCUGAGUUGUCGCGGAUGGUGAUUCAAAGGUAUUGCUGGGCUUGAAAAAUGGAAAGACGACGGGCAUUUAA